Chelonoidis abingdonii (Abingdon island giant tortoise) is the source of this 2231-nucleotide messenger RNA. Its product is annotated as free fatty acid receptor 1-like. Gene Ontology annotation, molecular function: bioactive lipid receptor activity. The record is from RefSeq and is a predicted model, not a curated record. NCBI's taxonomy places the organism in Eukaryota, Metazoa, Chordata, Testudines, Testudinidae. Gene Ontology annotation, cellular component: plasma membrane. Gene Ontology annotation, biological process: positive regulation of cytosolic calcium ion concentration; positive regulation of insulin secretion; G protein-coupled receptor signaling pathway.
UGGAGGUGGAUCUAGGGGAUGGGCCAUGGGGCAGGGAUCUGGGAUGUGGAUCUAGGGAACGUGGGGCAGGGAUGGGGGGUGUAUCUAGGGGACAAGGUGCAGGGGGCUCAUCCUUGUUAUCAUUCCAGCCCCAGUUGAGAUGCCUCCCUCCUCCACCCCUCACUGAGCCGGCACCAUGGAUCCGGUGGACACCCUGGCACUGGCCAUCUAUUCCGUCACCAUCCUGCUGGGCCUGCCCGCCAACAUCUUGGCGCUGUACAUCUUCUACCACCGCGCCCGCGCCCGCCUCACCCCCAAUCUCAUCUACAUGAUCAACCUCUGCCUCUCGGACCUAGCCUUCAUCCUCAUCCUGCCGCUCAAGAUCCUGGAGGUUGUUCCGCCAGGCUGGUCCCCAACAAGCUUCCUCUGCCCCCUCUACAGCCUGGCCCACUUCGGCACGGUCUACGCCAGCACCUGCUUCCUGACGGCGGUUAGUGCCGGGCGCUACUUGGGCGCCGCCUUCCCCAUCCGCUACCAGCUCUACAAGAAGCCCCUUUACUCCUGCCUGGUCUGCGUGGCCAUCUGGACCCUGGUGGCCUUUCAUGGCAUCCUGCUGCUCAUCCUGGAGACUUCGCUGGGCGCCAAUGCCACCCUCUUUAUGGGCAACGGCAGCGCCUGCUACCAGGAGUUCAGUCCAGAGCAGCUGGCCCUGCUGGCUCCUGUCCGCUUGGAGCUCUCCGUAGCUCUGUUUUUCCUGCCCUUGGCGAUCAUGGUCUUCUGCUACGCUAGCUGCAUCCAUGUCCUCAUCAAGUCCCGUCUCCACGAGCAGAAGAAGCGCCGGGAGGUACGGCUGGCUGUGGCCACGCUCUCUGUCUUCGUGCUCUGCUUCGGGCCCUAUAACCUGUCCCACGUGGUGGGCUAUGCCCGCAGCGAAGAUGUCUGGUGGCGCAGGGUGGCACUGCUGCCCAGUGCCUGCAACGCCUUCCUGGACCCGCUCAUCUUCUACUUCCUCUCCUCGGCCAAGGACCAGGGCUUGGCCUGGGUGUGGCGCUCAAUGGGGCAGCGUUGCAGCUCCUUCUGGCAGAAGAUGACCAUGGCUCACAAGGAGGCAGGCAAGGGGCAGCCGGAGAAGGGGGCUGCAUCGCUGGGAAGUACAGGCCCUGAGGUGGGGAGCUGCAAGUGACCAUGGGACAAGGAGACACCAAACUCUGUUGGGAAAGGAUUUGGGGAGAUUGGCAACUUUGGAUGGGCUGUGGGACCCAGCUGCUCAUGAACCUUAAAAAUUCCCCACGGGGCUGGGAAAUUCGUGACCAUUACAGAUUCCCCAUGGCACCCGAAACCUCCAAUCUUGGAUAGGACGCAGGACCAAGGAUCAGGAAAUUCAUGGUCUUUACAGAGUACCCGACCCUUGGAUGGCACGUGAGUCCAAGAACCUGGCCUAUCCGUGGGUCAGUACAAAUCCCCCUUAGGACAAGGAGGCGUCUGGUUUUGACAAGACUAGGGGGUGAGGUAGCCGUUUUCCACUGAGACAUGGGUGCAUGGUAAUGACCUUGACCAUUGGUGGUCUUGAAAGACCCCUUAGGAUGCGGACAUCCCUGACUAGGCUGGGACGGGGGGUAAGGAGAUGCCAGGUGGAUGUGAUGGCAGGGUCCAAAUUUCUUGUGGUCAUUUCAUACCCCCAUGGGAUGGAUCCUGCUGUGGGAGAUUUGGAUAUAGAGGAUGAUCCAGACCCCCUCACCCCCACAGGGCGAAAUAGACUGUACGGCUAACCCUGCUACUGGGGAAAUAGACUAAACUCCGUCCUGUAGAUCUGCAUUGGGUGAGCCAGUCUAUGAAGUGUCACUGUGCAGUUAUUUCCCAGCUGCCCUGCCCCAGAGGUGGCUGCAUUUUGGCACUGAGGCCAUGAUUCCUACCCUUUGUGGAUGGAGGGUGCUAGAGAUAUAUCCAAGGUAACUGGGAGAUCUGUGUAACUUGGACGUAGAAAUAUUCCAAAACACCGUUCAGGGGGAAUCCUAAAUCUCCUGUCAAUAAAGUCCCAGCUCCUGCAGGAAUGUCCCAGGACAGAUCAAUGAGUUAAUAGGAACAGAGUCAAUGGAGCCAGAUCCCAGCUGGUGUCAAUGGGCUGUAGCUACAUUGGAGUCAGUGGGGCCAGACUCCCAAGCUGGGGCCAAUCGGGAUCACCCAGGGGUCUCACCACUCCUCCUGAGUGCUGACUCUUUUGCCCAGUGGCUGUAAAUUGCAUUCCACUAACG